Molecule: messenger RNA, 2172 nt
Organism: Drosophila ficusphila
Lineage: Eukaryota; Metazoa; Arthropoda; Insecta; Diptera; Drosophilidae
Gene: CCKLR-17D3
Product: cholecystokinin receptor type A
Exons: 6
Coding region: 270-1961 (563 amino acids)
Biological process (GO): neuropeptide signaling pathway
Cellular component (GO): membrane
Molecular function (GO): neuropeptide receptor activity; gastrin receptor activity
Source: RefSeq, a predicted model, not a curated record
CUCGGCCGUCAGUUGCCCACGACGCGUUCCUCGCAACGGUAGCAGCCGAGGAGCAAUCUCCUCCUGGCCAAAGCCGCCGCCUACUCGUGUUCGCCCCCGCACACAAAAAGAAAAGUUCGAGUUUUCCAGCGCGCAAGCGUCGCAGUCUCUAAAAAAUCGCGAAUUGCAGUGACUUUACCUUCGCUUUUCCCGUAUUUGUUUACUUUUUUUCGGGUGUUCGAAAAGGGAAAUGACCGACAGGCAGUGAUCAUCGUGUCCCGUUAUCCGGGAUGCAGUUCAUCAACGAGGAGCAGGGCGAUGCCGACCAGGUGGCGGCUGCGUAUCGAGCUCUGCUCGACUACUAUGCCAAUGCGCCCAGUGCAUCGGGACAUAUAGUGUCCCUGACCGCUGGUCCCUACAACGAAACGGGUUCGAAUGGAUCCUAUUUGGUGGGCACGAACAGUACCUCCUUCCCGGAGGAUUACUUCGCCACGGAGGCGUCGCUGUACUUUAGCACCAGCUCCUCCACCACAGCGAGUCCUGGAUCCUCCGGUGGUGGUGGCAGCACCACUGGGAUGCCCGUCUGGCUGAUUCCCAGCUACAGUGUCAUCCUGCUGUUCGCCGUUCUGGGCAAUCUCCUGGUCAUCUCGACGCUCGUCCAGAACCGUCGGAUGCGCACCAUCACGAACGUUUUCCUGCUCAAUCUGGCCAUCUCGGAUAUGCUUCUGGGUGUCCUCUGCAUGCCGGUCACCUUGGUGGGCACGCUCCUCCGGAACUUCAUCUUCGGCGAGUUCCUCUGCAAACUCUUCCAAUUCUCGCAAGCUGCCUCUGUGGCCGUGUCCUCGUGGACUUUGGUGGCCAUAUCCUGCGAGCGUUACUACGCCAUUUGCCAUCCACUCCGCUCUAGGUCCUGGCAGACGAUCAGCCACGCCUACAAGAUCAUCGGGUUCAUUUGGCUGGGCGGCAUCCUCUGCAUGACUCCCAUUGCGGUGUUCAGUCAAUUGAUACCCACCAGUCGACCAGGUUAUUGCAAGUGCCGGGAAACCUGGCCAGACCAGGGAUACGAGCUGUUCUACAACAUCCUGCUCGACUUCCUGCUGCUCGUCCUGCCGCUGCUCGUUCUCUGUGUGGCCUACAUCCUGAUUACAAGGACCCUCUACGUGGGCAUGGCCAAGGACAGCGGGCGGAUCCUGCAGCAGGCAGUGCCACUUUCCGCCGGAACAACUGGCGGCGGCGGCGGCGGCGGAGGAGGAGCCACAAAUCCGGGAACCAGCAGCAGCAGCAAUUGCAUCUUGGUCCUCACCGAAACGGCUGUCUAUAAUGAGAACAGCAACAACAACAACGGCAAUGCAGAGGGAUCUGCUGGCGGCGGCGCCAACAACACGGCAACGACAACUUUGACAACGAGAUCGGCGAAUCCAACUGUGAUCACCACAACAACUGUUACUCUGGCCAAGAACUCCUCGCCGAGCAUUCGAGUUCACGAUGCAGCACUUCGCAGAUCCAAUGAGGCCAAAACAUUGGAGAGCAAGAAGAGAGUGGUGAAGAUGCUGUUUGUCCUCGUGCUGGAGUUCUUCAUCUGCUGGACACCACUGUACGUGAUCAAUACGAUGACCAUGCUCAUUGGCCCAGUGGUCUAUGAGUACGUGGACUACACUGCAAUAAGUUUCCUGCAGCUGCUGGCCUACUCCUCCAGUUGCUGCAAUCCAAUCACCUACUGCUUCAUGAACGCCAGCUUUCGACGGGCAUUCGUGGACACCUUCAAGGGAUUGCCGUUUCGGCGAGGAGCGAAUGCCGCGGCAGCCGGACUCUCCGCCAGUCAGGCGGGUGUGGGAACCUAUCCGAAUGCCACCAACAUCAGCUUGAAUCCCGGCCUGGCCAUGGGAAUGGGCACUUGGCGGAGCAGAUCCCGUCACGAGCUCCUCAAUUCGGUGGUGCACACAAAUAAUAGCAAUGUUGCUGUCGACAGUCCGCAGCUUUAAGCUGUGGAUUCAAUAAAAUGGAUUCGAUUUAUCCAUGGAUCGGUGUAAAUAUGUAUGAUAACAAAAAGAAAAAAAAAAAAAGAAAAACAAUGUGUAUUUGAAUGUAUUUUUUUUUUGUGUAAGGCCAGAGUUAAUUAGUAUUUUUUUUACCUACUUGUGAUUUUGAUCGUACUCGUAAAAUAACUUGGUGUUUCAAUUGAACUUCCUAAGG